AUUGCUUGGUUAUUCCGAACGGCAUCAAUAAGGUGUUGCACCGUGCACUCACUCAUUGAAGAAGCUUGCGUGAGUUGUCUUUUCAUUCACAGACUUUUGAAAAGACAUUUCUGUGUAUUUUAUCUUCAUUCAACCAGUCUUGGAUAGUGCAACAGUUCUUUCUCAUGGGAUCAAAUGAAUGGUUUAAAGAAAGUUGUCAUAUGUAAAGAGUUCGCUUUUGACAUGUUGGCAAGCUCAUCUGAAACACCUUGUGCUGACACAGACAAUACGCCACCAUCGUGGACUUGACCCGUUUUCAAUAUUUUAUGACUCGCUGGUUGAUUGAAAAAGUGAACGUGAAGAAACACUAUUAAUUGCAGACGUUAGAGUUUCCAUCUGUCUAAUUCCGCGUGUCAUGGCGAAGCUUCGGGGAUUUGAAUUCUGGGAAACGACUCUCAAAGGGGCUCGGUAUGUGGUUGCCCCCAUGGUGGACCAGAGUGAAUUGGCGUGGAGGCUUCUCAGUCGGAGACACGGAGCGGAGCUUUGCUACACACCGAUGCUUCAUGCCCAGGUGUUCGUGCGAGAUGUCAAUUAUCGCCGUGAUAACUUGUACAGCGAGGUGUGUCAAGAGGACCGACCGCUGAUUACUCAGUUUUGUGCCAAUGAUCCAGAGGUAUUUAUCCAAGCUGCUCUAUUGGCACAAGAUUACUGCGACGCCAUUGACCUUAACCUGGGCUGCCCUCAAAUGAUCGCCAAAAGAGGUCGCUAUGGAGUCUUUUUGCAAGAUGAGUGGGAGCUGCUUGAGAAGAUGAUUAAACUGGCAAAUGAGAAACUCACCGUGCCCAUCACGUGUAAAAUUCGAGUCUUCCCUGAGAUUGAGAAGACCAUUAAGUACGCCAAGAUGCUGGAGAAAGCUGGGUGCCAGCUGCUGACUGUUCAUGGCCGAACCAAAGAUCAAAAAGGACCUCUGACAGGAAUCGCUAACUGGGAGCACAUCAAGGCUGUCAGGUGAGAUGGUUCAGCU
This is a messenger RNA of Clupea harengus (Atlantic herring), 1003 nucleotides long. NCBI's taxonomy places the organism in Eukaryota, Metazoa, Chordata, Actinopteri, Clupeiformes, Clupeidae. The record is from RefSeq and is a predicted model, not a curated record.